AUGUUUUCUCCCACCGCUUCUUCAGGUCCUGUGAAUAAUAUUGCUGCUGGGAAUUGGCAAGGAGAUUUAGUCGUCAAAUUACUAUUGAGAGAUAGGCGAGAAAAAGCAUUUAAGGACUUUGUAGAGUCUUACAAUUCUCUCGUCCAGAAACUCGGGAAAUUUGCUGAUAGAAAUGUAGAAUUAGAACUUUCCGAAAAGACAGCAACUGAAAAGAACGUUAGUUUAUCCCGAGAGAUCGAGAUUUUAAGGGAACAAGGGAGCCCAGUAAACCAGAAAAGAACUGCAGAAUUGGAGCAACAGAUUCAAAGCCUUAAAGAUGAACGUGCGGAAUUAUAUAAAACUCAAGGAAUGAAUGCACAACGAUUGUUAGAUGUAAAUGAUGUUUUACGUAACCACGAAGAGACGGCUAAAAAAAACAAAGAAGAAAUUCAAAAGUUAACCGAAGCAAAUCAAACUUUAACAAAUAAAGUUGAUCUUCAGGUCCAAGUCCUUCGUGAGAAGGACGUUACUAUUCAGCUUCUGCAAGAUGAGGUGGCAACUUUACAGUUAGAAUUAGGUAAAAUGGAUGAACGUAUGAAAGACUUGGAAAGAGAAAAUGGGCAACUUUUGCAACGUUGGCUAAAAAAGAUGAAUGAAGAAGCGGAAAGAAUGAACGAAGCAAAUUUGUUUUAUGAAAGUGCAUUAGAAGUUCAUGCCAAAGCAUUAGAACUUCAAAGCGGGGUUGUUAUUGUUGACAAAGAAUUCACUCCGAAACCCAUCACACACACAGAAUCUGGAAUCGGAUCAACAAGAACGAGAAGUAGAUCGUCUGCAGGUCCCGUAAUAAUACCAUUAGCUGUGGCAAAAAAAUUUGUCCCUCAUGAUGGUGAAAUACAUACGAUUCAUUCAUCUGCUGAUGGAACUAUGUUUGCUACGGGUAGUGCAGAUAAGACUAUCAAGAUAUUCGAUGCUACGACAGGACAAACAAAGCAAUCAUUAUCAGGUUCAAUACAAUCCAUCAUGCACGUAUCGUUUAACAGUACUAGCGAGAUGAUUGCUGGAGCAUCAAAUGAUAACGCAGCCAGAUUAUGGCAUUUAAAAACGGGUCGGAUAAGACUUACAUUAACAGGACAUGUAGGAAAAGUUUACUCUUCUCGAUUUAACGGUGAUUCCUCUAAAGUGAUUACUGGAAGUCAUGAUCGAACCAUCAAAGUAUGGGAUUUACAGAAAGGAUAUUGUAUUAGAACGAUUUUCUCAUUCUCUUGUUGUAAUGAUGUAGUUCCUUUAGACGAGGAAGGAACUACUCUUGUGAGCGGUCACCUGGAUAAUAAUUUACGGUUCUGGGAUGUACGAUCAGGGAAAGAUAUUAAGGAAUUGACUGGCAUCCAUUUAGGACAAAUUACCUCUGUUUCCGUAUCUCCAGAUGGAUCCAAAGUGUUAACUAAUUCUCGCGAUAACACAUUGAAAAUAGUUGAUCUAAGGACAUACGAUGUCGAACAAACAUUACAUGCUGAUGGCUAUAAAACUGGAGCCAAUUGGUCUAAAUCUUGUUUUAGUCCUGACGGAAGAUACGUCGCGGCUGGUUCAUUGGGUAAAAAUAAUUUUUUGUUAUUUGACAGUUCUUCAGUAUGUGGUGUAUCUUGGAGUCCCCAGGGAGGCCAAGUGUUUAGUGCCGACAAGGAUCGUACAGUGUGCAUUUGGGCUGGUGGACUAAGAUAG
Molecule: messenger RNA, 1698 nt
Organism: Cetraspora pellucida
Lineage: Eukaryota; Fungi; Glomeromycota; Glomeromycetes; Diversisporales; Gigasporaceae
Source: the annotation of a GenBank genome assembly